AUGAGUCAAAAAUAUUACUUACUUCUACGCCUUUGGUUAAUGCCUUAUACCCACAAACUAUUUUCCUUAGAAAAUGGCUCUUCUCUUAAACAAAUUUCUAUAUCUAUGCAAAACAUGAAGUGUAGUCUAUCAUUUCACAUUGUUUCCAAUUCUUGCAAUGGCUUAGUGUGUUUGUAUUCAGAUUUUGCUUGUGGAAGGGAUGUUUUUCUAUGCAAUCCAACAACAAGGGAAGUGAGGCUUCUUCCAUCAUCAUAUUUGGUCACAAAAGUAAAAGAUGGGACGGUUGUUAGGAUGUGGGUUAGUUACAGCAAAUGUCAUCGUAAUAAGGAGUAUAUUUUUGAAGAAUAUGAUUUGAGAAGUGAUUCUUGGAGAACAAUUCAAAGUGCUAACCCAUGGUCUUGUGAAUUUGACACUUCUUGUUUUGCAAUGUAUUUUAAUGGGAUUUAUUAUUGGUGGGGAAAAAGUAAAGGCUUGACUGAAACAAUCCUUGCAUUGGAUGUGGGAGGUGGGAUUCUUAGCAAGGUAAAAUUGCCAAAAGAUGUUGAUAUUAGUAGUUCAAGUGGAAGAUAUUUGGGUGUUUUAGGUGGGUGUAUAACAUUGGUUUGUCGUAAAUUUGGCGAUCAAAAUGCUAACUUCGACAUUUGGGUGACGGAAGGAGCUGGUGCUGUGAAUUCUUGUUGGAACAAACUUCGAACUAUAAAGCAUAGUUCACUUUGUGUGCCAUUGGGAUUUUGGAAGGGAAAUGAGCUUCUUGUAAAAAUAUUUGAUAAAGUUAGAUCUUAUAAUAUUGAUACAGAGGAAACUUAUGAUCUUAAUAUUGAGAAUGAAGAGAGAGACUUUGCUGACAUAUGUGAAGCUGUGUUUUGUGAAAAGAGCCUAGUUUCAGUCAACCCACAAACAAGGGUUGGAUGUAGUAGAAUGGGAUAUUGA
Molecule: messenger RNA, 930 nt
Organism: Trifolium pratense (red clover)
Lineage: Eukaryota; Viridiplantae; Streptophyta; Magnoliopsida; Fabales; Fabaceae
Exons: 2
Coding region: 1-930 (309 amino acids)
Source: RefSeq, a predicted model, not a curated record